GCACACGGUUCUGCCGCGCGCGCGGCCGGAUCCAGUCGCAGUUCGAACCUCGAGGAGAUCCGAGCGUGCGUGAGCACCCGUCCCGUAAUCCUGGACCACGUAAACGGACGCCUCGGAGGAUCGUGCCGGGAUCUUCUGGCAUGCGAUCAGGAGCAUGCAGCAGAAGCCACUGAGAGAGCUGGGUUUGUGCCUCAAUACCGGGGUAUCAACGAACAACGUUGUCGUCGCCGAAGUUUGCAACGAGACUCGCGGGGGACUUCCCCUUCUUCAAGUAUGGCCCAGCGAUUCGCCCAGAGCCGAUGCCGACGGACAGGCCCAGGCUUUUGUGUUCCCGGACGUGCAGGAAAGUGUCAACGACAGCGGCAUCGAGUCCAUCCAGGCGUCGCCGUCGCCAUGCGGUAUCACCUGCAACAGCCCGGCGAUGACGCCGCAGCAAUCGCGCCGCGCCAGCCUGCUGCAUCCGGAUCACGCGCGGCUGCAGCUGCAUUACCUUCAUCACAACCACCAUAACGCGGGAGCGAAAAGUCCGCCGUCGCCGGACAGAACGUCCAUAGACGAGGACCACGAGGACCGGCCCGUGCCGCCGAGUCCCUCCAGUUCGACUACCAGCAGCCUGCGAUCAAUGCCGAGCUCGGCGAUCGUGUCGAUGCACUCGCAGGACAGAAGACGCAGCAGCAGCAGAUACAGCAUGUUCGAUGCUCUGGAUUUGGAAUACGCCCUACUGAGGGCCGCGGCUCGCGGUUCCGUGGCCCGUAACUCCCUGUCGGAGUCCCUCCACAAGCUGACCUUCACCCAGAGCCUGGCCUUUCCCGCCUUGGCGCGCGGUCUUGCCGCCAAGCAGAGCGUCCCGAGCGGAAGAUCCCAGCAGCCCACGGAGAGCGGGCUGAACGCCUUCGCCAAAGUGGUGACCGCGAUGGUGCUGAUGCUGGUGAGCGUGCUGGUGUUUGGUGUGGUCUACAAGUUCGCCAAGACGUGAGGUUGGCUGCUGACACCCGGCCGGUAUCCU
Monomorium pharaonis (pharaoh ant) is the source of this 1006-nucleotide messenger RNA. RefSeq lists its product as uncharacterized. NCBI's taxonomy places the organism in Eukaryota, Metazoa, Arthropoda, Insecta, Hymenoptera, Formicidae. Bases 155 to 976 code for a protein of 273 amino acids. The transcript is spliced from 4 exons. The record is from RefSeq and is a predicted model, not a curated record.